This is a messenger RNA of Chelonoidis abingdonii (Abingdon island giant tortoise), 8217 nucleotides long. NCBI's taxonomy places the organism in Eukaryota, Metazoa, Chordata, Testudines, Testudinidae. The record is from RefSeq and is a predicted model, not a curated record.
UGCUUAUUUUAAAAGGGUGCUGAGGGGGAAGAUGGAGCCCCUGGCGAAGAAGUUCAGCGCUUGGCUCUAGCGGGGGCCGCCUGCCACCUGUGCUGCCCGCGCCCUGUUGCCCUCCCCGCCCGGCUGCAUGGCCCGAUGGCAAGGCUUGGAGGCGUGGAGGCUCUGAGAGGCUGGAGCAAAGCGGGCUCUGGAGCGGCUCCCGUGCGGGGUUAAAGGCGGCAGCAGGGGAUCCGACCUGGCCUUUUGAUUUGCAACAAAGACCCGAGACGAUGCUGCGUCUGGUUUAACCCCUGGCUCCGGGGUGGAGCGCGCGGAUGCUGCCUAGGGGCUGCGCCAAGGGACUCAGCCUCUCCGCCGCUUCCCCCCAGCGCCGCACACUGUUACCCUCUGGGACAGCCGUCAGCCUGCCUGCUCCCUGCCCGGGCGGCGGGGCGGUCGGGAGAAGAGCUGUCUCGCGGGCGGCCAGAUCUAAAGCAUGCCUUGGGGUUGGUGUUGAAAGGCUCCCUGGCUCCAGAGGAAUGGAGGAGAUCCAGAGCGCUGGCCACUAGACUGAGCAGCUCCGAGAGGGGUCUUGCCGACUGGGAUCGCUUCACCCCCCGUCCCCUUCCACUGGCUCUGUUGCUUGGUAGUUGGUGGGUGCCUUGAUUGGAUCGCCUCUCUGUUUUCUUCCAGGAUGGCUCGCUUUGGGGAGGCGGUGGCUGGCCGCCUGGGAUCCGGAGAUGCGGGCUCUGAACAGAACAGGAUCCGCCAAGGACCCCCCGCGCCUUCCGGAGCGACCCCGGGAGCCUUCAAGCAAACCAAAGCGCAGAGGGCCAGGACUAUGGCUCUGUACAACCCCAUCCCAGUCCGACAGAACUGCUUCACAGUCAACAGAUCCCUCUUCCUCUUUGGGGAAGAUAACAUGGUCAGGAAAUACGCCAAGAAGCUCAUCGACUGGCCGCCCUUUGAAUACAUGAUCCUGGCCACCAUCAUUGCAAACUGCAUCGUCCUAGCGCUGGAGCAGCACCUCCCCGAGGAUGACAAGACACCCAUGUCCCGACGACUAGAGAAGACAGAGCCUUACUUCAUUGGGAUCUUCUGCUUUGAAGCUGGAAUUAAAAUAGUUGCUCUGGGAUUUGUUUUCCACAAGGGCUCAUACCUCCGGAAUGGCUGGAACGUCAUGGACUUCAUCGUGGUCCUCAGUGGCAUCCUCGCCACGGCUGGAACUCACUUCAACACCCAUGUGGACCUGCGGACCCUGAGAGCGGUGCGUGUGCUCAGGCCUCUGAAGCUUGUCUCAGGCAUUCCCAGCUUACAGAUCGUGUUGAAGUCCAUCAUGAAGGCCAUGGUGCCCCUUCUCCAGAUAGGCCUCCUGCUCUUUUUCGCCAUUCUGAUGUUCGCCAUCAUUGGCCUGGAGUUCUACAGUGGGAAACUGCACCGAGCUUGCUACACGAAUAAUUCAGGUGAACUGGAAGAACUGGAUCCCCCACAUCCGUGUGGCGUGCAGGGAUGCCCCUUGGGUUAUGAGUGCAAGGAGUGGAUUGGUCCCAACGACGGGAUCACUCAGUUUGACAACAUCCUCUUUGCUGUGCUGACUGUCUUCCAGUGCAUUACCAUGGAAGGGUGGACCACAGUGCUGUACAAUACCAAUGAUGCCUUAGGAGCCACCUGGAACUGGCUGUACUUCAUCCCCCUCAUCAUCAUCGGCUCCUUCUUUGUUCUUAACCUUGUCCUGGGAGUGCUUUCCGGGGAAUUUGCCAAAGAGCGAGAGCGGGUGGAGAACCGCAGAGCCUUCAUGAAGCUGCGCCGCCAGCAGCAGAUCGAACGGGAAUUGAAUGGCUAUAGGGCCUGGAUAGACAAAGCAGAGGAAGUAAUGCUGGCUGAAGAGAAUAAAAAUGCUGGGACAUCAGCCUUGGAAGUGCUCAGGAGAGCAACCAUCAAAAGGAACCGGACAGAAGCAGUGAAUCGUGACUCGAGUGAUGAACAUUGUGUCGAUAUCUCCUCCGUGGGUACCCCUCUCGCUCGUGGCAGCAUCAGGAGUGCUAAAGUGGAUGGCGCCUCCUAUUUCCGGCACAAGGAGCGACUUCUGCGCAUCUCAGUUCGCCAUAUGGUGAAAUCCCAAGUGUUUUAUUGGACCGUCUUGAGCGUGGUGGCUCUCAACACUGCCUGUGUAGCCAUUGUCCAUCAUAACCAGCCUCCAUGGCUCACCCACCUCCUCUACUAUGCAGAGUUCCUGUUCCUUGGGCUUUUCCUCCUGGAGAUGUCCUUAAAGAUGUAUGGAAUGGGGCCGCGCCUUUACUUUCAUUCCUCUUUCAACUGCUUUGACUGUGGGGUCACAGUGGGAAGCAUCUUCGAAGUGGUCUGGGCUAUCUUCAGACCAGGAACCUCUUUUGGGAUCAGCGUCUUACGAGCCCUCCGUCUUCUGAGAAUAUUUAAAAUAACGAAGUAUUGGGCAUCCCUGAGGAAUUUGGUGGUCUCCCUGAUGAGCUCCAUGAAGUCAAUAAUCAGCUUGCUCUUCCUCCUUUUCCUCUUCAUUGUUGUCUUCGCUCUGUUGGGAAUGCAGCUGUUUGGAGGCAGAUUUAAUUUCAUGGAUGGGACUCCUUCUGCAAACUUCGACACCUUCCCUGCAGCCAUCAUGACAGUGUUUCAGAUCCUGACGGGCGAGGACUGGAAUGAGGUGAUGUACAACGGGAUCCGCUCCCAGGGUGGAGUCCGGUCAGGCAUGUGGUCCUCCAUCUACUUCAUCAUCCUCACCUUGUUUGGAAACUACACCCUGCUGAAUGUGUUUUUGGCCAUCGCUGUGGACAACCUAGCCAAUGCUCAGGAGCUGACAAAGGAUGAGCAGGAGGAAGAGGAGGCUUUUAACCAAAAGCAUGCCCUGCAGAAAGCCAAGGAAGUCAGCCCGAUGUCUGCUCCAAACAUGCCCUCCAUUGAAAGGGACAGAAGGAGGAGACAUCACAUGUCGAUGUGGGAGCCACGCAGCAGCCAACUGAGGGACAGGAGAAGGCGACAUCACAUGUCGGUCUGGGAGCAGCGUACCAGUCAGCUCCGCAGGCACAUGCAGAUGUCCAGCCAGGAGGGCCUCAACAAGGACGCCCCUCCCUUGAUCAACCCUCACGCCAGCAUAUUCAGGAGGAAAAUUCCUGGGGAAAAUGUAACCCUGGAGAAGGGUGAAGAGGAUCAUGGAGGCAGUGCAGAGCACCCGCAGGCGGAAUGCCUGGACCAACCCAUCGCAGGCACCAACUCAUGCCCAAGCACCAAAGAGGACCAGAAAAGCCCAUCCCCUCGAGCCAAGAGAGACAGGGAACAAUGGCAUCAGAAAUCAUGCCAUGGGAACUGUGAUCUGACUGAGCAGGAUGGGGGAGGGAGAGGAGGCGGAGGGGGAGGCGCAGGGAUUGAAGACCGAGCACGGUUGAGGCAGAGCCAGAGGCGCAGCCGGCACCGGAGAGUGAGAACUGAGGGGAAGGAGCCAUCUGGGGCCCUGGAGAGCAGGUCAGCCAGCCAAGAGGCCAGCCUGGAGGAAGCCAAUCCCACGGAAGGAGAGCAGGCCAGAAAUGAAGGGGGGAAGGAGGACACGAAUCAGGAGGAGCCACUGGCAGGCGAGGAGCUGAACAGAACCAAUGAAAUCCCAGCCGGUGAUGCUGCCUUUGCUGGAGCUAUGCAGGAAGUGAGCCCCCUCAAAGUCCCCCAUGAGCUCAACGAGGAGAAGAACACUAGUUUGACAGAGCAGGACUGCAGCGGCCUGGACACCAGUGACCAAGCCCUGCUGGGCAGCUUGCAGAUGGAGAUGAGCAGAGCCGUCAGCAGGAGCGAACCUGAGCUGUCCUCCAUCACGACCAACACAGAGAAAGCCACCGAGAGCACCACCAUCAUGAUUGAUGUCCAAGACUCCACUGUGGUACAGAUUAGCAACAAGACGGAUGGAGAAGCCAGCCCCUUAAACGAGGCAGAGACAAAAGAGGAUGAGGGAAAAGAGAAGAAGAAACGGAAGAAGGAGAAAAGCUCAGAGACGGGCAAAGCAAUGGUGCCUCAUAGCUCCAUGUUUAUCUUCAGCACGACAAACCCAGUGCGGAGAGCCUGCCAUUACAUUGUGAACCUGCGCUACUUCGAGAUGUGCAUCCUCCUGGUGAUUGCCGCGAGCAGCAUUGCCCUGGCAGCAGAGGACCCUGUCCUGACCAACUCUGACAGGAAUAAAGUCCUGAGGUAUUUUGACUACGUUUUCACGGGUGUCUUCACCUUUGAAAUGAUUAUAAAGAUGAUAGACCAGGGCUUGAUCCUGCAGGACGGCUCUUACUUCCGAGACCUCUGGAACAUCUUGGAUUUCAUCGUGGUAGUUGGGGCACUGGUGGCUUUUGCCUUGGCGAAUACACUGGGGACCAACAAAGGCCGGGAUAUCAAAACCAUUAAGUCUCUGCGUGUGCUCCGGGUCUUGAGGCCCCUGAAGACCAUUAAACGAUUGCCUAAACUCAAGGCUGUCUUUGACUGUGUAGUGACUUCCCUGAAGAAUGUCUUCAACAUACUUAUCGUCUACAAGCUCUUCAUGUUCAUCUUCGCAGUCAUCGCUGUCCAGCUGUUCAAGGGAAAGUUUUUCUACUGUACGGACAGCUCUAAGGACACAGAGAAGGAUUGCAUAGGCAACUACGUGGACCAUGAGAAAAACAAGAUGGAAGUGAAGUGUCGUGAAUGGAAGCGCCAUGAAUUUCACUACGACAACAUCAUUUGGGCUUUGCUUACACUCUUCACUGUCUCCACUGGAGAGGGGUGGCCACAGGUGCUGCAGCAUUCAGUGGAUGUUACUGAGGAGGACAGGGGGCCCAGCCGCAGUAACCGCAUGGAGAUGUCCAUUUUUUAUGUGGUAUAUUUUGUGGUCUUCCCUUUCUUCUUUGUCAACAUCUUUGUGGCGCUCAUCAUCAUCACUUUCCAGGAGCAAGGAGACAAAAUGAUGGAGGAGUGCAGUCUGGAGAAGAACGAGAGGGCGUGCAUUGACUUUGCCAUUAGUGCCAAACCUCUCACGCGCUACAUGCCUCAAAACCGACACACCUUCCAGUACCGUGUCUGGCACUUUGUAGUCUCCCCAUCCUUUGAGUACACCAUCAUGGCCAUGAUAGCACUGAAUACCGUGGUGCUGAUGAUGAAGUACUAUUCCGCGCCCUACACAUAUGAGCUGGCUCUCAAGUACCUGAACAUCGCAUUUACCAUGGUGUUCUCAUUGGAAUGCGUCCUGAAGAUCAUAGCUUUUGGCUUCCUGAAUUAUUUCCGGGACACCUGGAACAUCUUUGACUUCAUCACUGUGAUUGGGAGCAUCACUGAAAUCAUCUUGACAGACACCAAGCUGGUGAACACCAGCAGCUUCAACAUGAGCUUCCUGAAGCUGUUCCGGGCUGCUCGCCUCAUCAAACUGCUCCGCCAGGGCUACACCAUCCGUAUCCUGCUGUGGACCUUUGUGCAGUCCUUCAAGGCCCUCCCAUAUGUCUGUCUCUUGAUCGCUAUGCUUUUCUUCAUAUAUGCAAUCAUUGGGAUGCAGGUUUUUGGGAAUAUCAAAUUAGAUGAAGAAAGCCACAUUAACCGUCACAACAACUUCCGCAGCUUCCUGGCCUCUCUUAUGCUCCUUUUUAGGAGUGCCACGGGUGAAGCAUGGCAGGAGAUCAUGCUGUCAUGCCUGCAAGGCAAAGGCUGUGAGCCAGACACCACGGCAACAUCCGGACAGCACGAGAAUGAGCACUGUGGAACGGAUCUGGCUUACGUGUACUUUGUCUCCUUCAUCUUCUUUUGCUCCUUCCUGAUGCUCAAUCUGUUUGUGGCUGUCAUCAUGGACAAUUUUGAAUACCUGACUCGGGAUUCCUCCAUCCUGGGGCCUCAUCACUUAGAUGAGUUUGUCCGGAUCUGGGCGGAGUAUGACAGAGCUGCAUGCAGUGGCCGCAUCCAUUACACUGAGAUGUAUGAAAUGCUGACUCUCAUGUCACCACCGCUAGGCCUCGGCAAGAGAUGUCCCUCCAAAGUGGCCUAUAAGAGGCUAGUGCUGAUGAACAUGCCUGUGGCUGAGGACAUGACGGUCCAUUUCACCUCUACCUUGAUGGCUCUGAUCCGUACAGCACUGGACAUCAAAAUCGCUAAAGGUGGUGCAGACUGGCAGCAGUUGGAUUCAGAGCUGCAAAAGGAGAUUCUGGCCAUCUGGCCUCACCUGUCCCAGAAGAUGCUGGACGUACUAGUGCCCCUGCCAAAAACUUCUGACCUGACGGUGGGCAAAAUAUAUGCAGCCAUGAUGAUCAUGGACUACUAUAAGCAGAGCAAAGCAAAGAAGCAGAAACAGCAGCUGGAGGAACAGAAAAAUGCCCCUAUGUUCCAGCGCAUGGAGCCCUCAUCUCUGCCUCCGGAGAUCCUUUCUAAUGCCAAAGCUUUGCCUUACCUCCAGCAGGACACCCUUUCAGGCCUGAGCAGCCGGAGUGGGUACCUGUCGCUGAGUCCACUCUCUCCUCAAGAGAUAUUCCAACUGGCUUGUAUGGAUUCGACACAUGGGCAGUUCCAGGAGCAGCAGUCUCUGGAGCCAGAGGUUAGAGAGUUUCAAAGCGUGCAGCCCUCUAACCGUGGCAACUAUCUCCCCGUGGACACUCAGGAGCGCGCUGUAUCUGGGAGGGCCUCCUCCAUGCCACGCCUGACUGUGGAUCCCCAGGUGGUUACAGACACAAGCUCUAUGAGACGAUCAUUCUCCACCAUCCGGGACAAGCGUCCUAACAGCUCCUGGCUGGAUGAGUUCUCCAUGGAGCGAAGCAGUGAAAACACGUACAAGUCACGCCGGCGCAGUUACCACUCCUCGCUGCAGCUAUCUGCUCGCCGCCUGAACGCAGACUCAGGCCACAGGUCCGAGACACAUCGCUCGGGCGGAAGAGAACGAGGGCGAUCCAAAGAACGCAAACACCUGCUGUCCCCAGACAUCUCCCGCUGCAACUCAGAGGAGAGGAGUCCGCAGGCAGAUGGCGAGUCUCCUAUUCGACGCCAGUCCAGAUCACCCAGUGAGGGCAGGUCACAGACACCAAACAGGCAGGGCACGGGCUCCCUGAGUGAAAGCUCCAUCCCUUCUAUAUCUGACACCAGCACCCCGAGACGAGGUCGCCGGCAACUCCCUCCGGUCCCCCCGAAGCCACGGCCGCUCCUCUCCUAUGCCUCCAUGAUGCGGCACCCUGGUGACACAUCCCCACAACACGAUGAGAGCGAGGGGGGAUCCCCUCUAUUCUCCCAGGCUUUGGAGACGAAUGAUACCUGCCUGACCGAGUCUUCCAGCUCUCCGCAGGGAAAGCAGAGCCGGCACUCCACCCCCCAGCGGUACAUCUCGGAGCCAUACCUGGCCCUGCAUGACGACUCCCAUGCCUCAGACUGUGGCGAGGAGGAGACACUCACCUUUGAGGCUGCUGUUGCCACCAGCCUUGGCCGCUCCAACACCAUCGGGUCAGCUCCUCCCUUGCGGCACGGCUGGCAGAUGCCCAACGGGCACUACAGGAGAAGGAGGAGAGGGGCAGCGCAGGGGGUGAUGUGUGGGGCUAGCAUCGACGUGCUAAGUGAUACAGAAGAAGAUGACAAGUGCUAGAGGCCGCUCCCUCCCUCUGUUGCAUGCUCUUCGCCACGCGUGGGAAUGAAACGAACCCAAAAUCAAAUGCAGGAGAAAUAAAAUCUUUGUGCAAAAAAACUUUGAACCCGCUAACCCCUCCCCACAUUUUUUCUGCACAAAGAAGCAUUUGAUUCGCUUCCACACCUCUGGUCCAGUAAGGCUCACGCACCAGUGGGAUGAGUGUGGGAACCAUGGAAAUGCCCUUCCCGAGCAAAACAGGACUUUAUGCCUAUGGGAAACCAGAGGGUGGAUCCGCUGCCAAGCAAAACUCGGCAGAAAGCAGCCAGAACCAUGAGAUUUGUAUUUGCCUUGGUCCCUUGAAGCUUGGCAAAAGAUCCCAGCAGGCGGCUUUGGGCAUGUUUCAUUUUUCCCUUGGGAAGUUGGAGUGGGAGGAUUGAGACAGAUGCGGGGCCCUUCCAGAGAAGCAGACACCAUCACUGGGGUUCUCUUGUGCUGCCCAUGGCUUUUGGUUUGCUUCCCAGAUGCAUUAGUGACAAAACUACCAGGAGGAAGGUGGGAUGGGGGCGGGCAGUGGCCCUGGGGCCCAGCGGACAGCCAGCCGCUGCUGUGCAUGGUGGGAGGGGAUGGUUUCAGGUGAAACCAAAACAAAAUAGCUUGUACCAUGGGGAGAUUUU